AUGGCUCAGUUGGUGGACUAUAAGUUCUGGCCAUCGACAUUCCAGAGUAAAGCCAUAGAGCUAUUUGAUAACAAGAGCCAAAUGUUCGAUUUGGUUGAGAUGCAGCUCUCCUUGAUGCAUGAUUUCUUAUAUACCAAGGCAUCGGUGGUCUUCACAUGGUAUGGAUGCUUCAUCCGUGCCAUUUCAUCAGUUGCCACCAUCACUGCUUUCUUCCUAUUUCAGUCAAGCAUUGGCAAGAAUGACUUCAACAGAGUUGAUGCCAUUGUCACAUACAUGUUAAUAGCUGGGGCUGUCCUCCUAGAGAUGACAGCGGCGUUGAAGGCAAUGGGAUCAACAUGGACAUGCGCAUUGUUGCAUGCUAGAAGAUGGCAUCGGCUUCACAACAUAGUCGUAUCUGUCCGGCGAUGUGUCAAGGCUGCAGAAAGAAAUAGAAGAUGGUCAGGUUCCAUUGGACAGCCCGAGUUGUUGAACUCAUCCCAUGGCAGUGGAGACUGCGUGUCUGCGCAGGGCCUGGCAAUGGGAUGCAAAGAUUUGUGGAAGAAGUUGCGCCACUCCUUACCUGUCAUUUCAGAUGAUACUAAGAAGUCGGUGUUGGAAGAGGUAUGCAGAAUGGUGGGGGCAUGGAAUGGCAAUGAGGAUAUUAUGAGGAGUUACAGUGGUCAGUCCGCACUGAAUCCAUGGCACGGUUUCUUCGAGGAUCCUACCUCGCGCGCUGGCAUUGAUUUUGAUGAAAAAAUCCUUUGCUGGCACUUUGCCACCAAAAUAUUCUUGUCAAGGCCAUCUUGUGUGGAAGAGCAAGAUUAUGUUUUGGAGGCAAUCAGGGAAGUGUCUAACUAUAUGAUAUUCCUCCUUGUUCAAUGCCCCUACAUGCUGCCUAGCCCUGUUCGCCCCGGAUUGUAUGCCAAUAAUGAAGCAACAUAUGUGAGUCUUGAUUUUUCUAAGGUGGACCGCAUUAGCAGAAGGGGGAAGCUGGACAACAGAAGAAGAAUGUGGGAUGUGGACACAAGAAGGGACGUGGACGAGCUGGACAGAGUAAGGGGGAAGUUGGACAUAAUAAGGGAGGAGCUGGACAUACUAAUGGAGGAGGGGCGCAGAAGAUGGGAGUUGCACGAAAUAGGGGAGGAGCUGAAAAAAAUAAGGUUGGAGGUUGACGGUUCAAGGGAGAACCUGGAGAAGCUGAACAUAAUAAAUAAAAAGCUGGAGGAGCUGGACAGAAGCAGCGUGAAGCUGCGUUUGAGACCUUCACCUCCACCUGCCUUAGCCCGUGUAGCGGAGCUUGCUGUUGGGCUGCUAGAUACGGUGGAGGCACGGGGCGAACAGGAGGUGCGGCGGGUGGUACUUGGGGUGUGGGUGGAGAUGUUGUGCUAUGCAGCCCACCACUGCAGCAGGGAUUCCCACGCCAGGCAGCUCAACAGUGGCGCCUAUUGUGACAAGGAUUGGUUUAAGAAGGGUGUGGAGGAGUUCUUCAAGCCAUCAUUCCAUUUCCGGGACAGCCGUGGAUGGUUUCGAGACAACUGCGAAUGGUUAUGCAGAUGUUUCUGCGAAUGUUUCUGCAGAUGCUGCGGAUGCUCCUGGGACAGCUGCGGAUGGUUGUGCGGAUGGUUGUGCGGAUUGUGCGGAUUCCGGGACAGCUGCGGAUGGUUUUUGGAUUGUGCGUAUGGUACAGCUGCGGAUGGAGAGGAGCAUGAUGAGGGCACUGGCUGA
Triticum turgidum subsp. durum (durum wheat) is the source of this 1704-nucleotide messenger RNA. Lineage: Eukaryota; Viridiplantae; Streptophyta; Magnoliopsida; Poales; Poaceae. The record is from the annotation of a GenBank genome assembly.